AUGGCUGUGCCCAACUCGUACUUCGUGCCAGGCUUCGGCAUCUCAAGAGCCGUUAUUCAGAACGAGAUACGCUAUCAUUGCGGCCCGGAUGCGAUUGUUCGGCCCUACACCUUCCAGGCACAAAUCGAUGACCUAAAGAUGUCUUCCUUGGAAUACGAGGAGAAGCAGUCUCGCAUCGCCGACGAAUCCCACGUCUUCGUAAACGCACCUAUCCCAAUAAACCAACGCAUAAGACGAAGUACAUGA
This is a messenger RNA of Alternaria conjuncta, 246 nucleotides long. RefSeq lists its product as uncharacterized. Bases 1 to 246 code for a protein of 81 amino acids. The transcript has 2 exons. Lineage: Eukaryota; Fungi; Ascomycota; Dothideomycetes; Pleosporales; Pleosporaceae. The record is from RefSeq and is a predicted model, not a curated record.